UUUUUUGCAAUUGCAUUUCUACUAUGAGCUACGCAAUAAUUGACAGGUAAAAUUGAAAUACGUCAAAUCGAUACUCCUCGUAUAUUGACAAUUUCAUCAAAAAAUGAUUGGAAUAAAAAUUAUAUUUGAUGUAUUUUCUCAGAAACAAUCAUCAUAAAAAUAAUGAAAUAACUAUGUUUAUUAAUCGGUUGACAUUUUCUUCAGAGAUUUUCAAUUGGAAUGUGAAGGCUUAUUGGUGUAUUUUCAAAAAAACUUUCAGUAACUGCAUCUUUGAGAAAGGUUUACAAAUCAAUAUUAGAAAAUUAAUUGAUGAUGAUAUUUUCAUCAUCAUUUCAACAACGUUCAUAUUUAUAUGGCAAUAACUCACCAAUUAUGUGAUACAAUUUAUGAUCCAUCUCCUGAAACUAAACUCAAAGAGGAAUCCAGAAAACCAUGUCGCGGCAGUUUUGAUUGCGACAUCGACCAAUGGUGCCACGGCAACCAUUGUGACCUGCCCUGUCCCAGAAAGAACUGUACCGAGAUCAAGCCACCAGAUGGAGAGUGUGUCGUCAGAGACCACCUUCCAGUCUGUAAAAGCCCAGCUGAGCUGGAAUUCGAGCAAGAAUUGCGAGACAGCGGAGGCUGCCUUAAUAAUGAUGAUUGCGAGGAAAAUGAAUGGUGCAUGUACGCAGUUUGUGAGGACGCAUGCGCACAACUCAACUGCGCAGCUCAACAAGACGAUUUCGAAUGUAAAGUGGAAAAUCAUCAACCAAAGUGUUACUCAACAGAGAUCGAGGCUGGAGAUAUUCCAGACGAAUUAGUUGGACUAGGAGGAUCCUGCACUAGUAGUUUCCAAUGCCAGGACCACUUGAACUGCCUGAAAAGCGAGUGCCAAACCCGUGCGGAGCAGAGUGGUGUGACGAAUUCAACCUGGACGAACCACCAGCUAACUUCACGGAAGGCCAAAAACUCUGGCUCAGCAUGCACAAGGAUGUCAUAUGGCAGUGCCUGGUGUGGAUGCAUCAUGCCGAGUGUGUCAUAAGAGACAAUCCCGCCAUUAGUGGUUUCAACCAAAUUUAGCCACGCUGAUUCACGUUGAAUCCAGAGAGUACAGAAUGUUACAUAAAGUCUCCAGGCAAUGAAUGUUCAAUGCUGUGCAAAGGCUAAAAGUAAACUUUGUACUCGUAAUAUUUUUCAAAGUUUUCCGAUUUGAAUAUCAUCAAGCAUUCAAAAUUAAAAAAUUUUCUCAGGAAAACAUUUUUUUUCGAUCAUUACUUUUUGAGAUAUAGCGCCUGAAGUUUAAAGUUUUGGGACAGAACAUUUCAAAUUCGGUAAGAUAUAAAUCCAUGAGAUUUCGAUGAUGGAUUCUUCAUUGUAUUGUUGAUCUAGUAAAACGAAAAUUUUCUGAAAAUAUCAAUUUUUGAAAAAGUUAUUCAAUUUACCAAAAAUAGCUCGACUAAAGUUAUUUUUGGUUAUUUUUAGUAAAUUGAAUAACUAUCUUAAAAUUGAUAUUUUCAGAAAAUAUCUGAUUUACUAUAUCAAAAAUACGAUGAAGAAUCCAUUCUCUAAAUCUCAUGGAUUUAUCUCUUACCGAAUUUGAAAUGUUCUGUCCCAAAAAUUUAAUCUUUAGGCGCUCAUAUCUCAAAAAGUAAUGAUCAGAAAAAAAUUUCCUGAGAAAACUUUUUCAUUUGAUAGCUUGAUGAUAUACAAAUCGAAAAACUUUUGAAAAAUAUCACGAAUAGAAAAUUUAUUUUUAGCCUUUGACAGCCUUAUAAAAAGGUAUAGCCUGGAAGGAAGAGUUUAGAACAGAAUUUUUGACCCCGUAGUUCUGUUAAGGAAAGUAAGGCGGUGACAUAUGGAAGUAAAGAAUUGAAAUAUCAAAUUGGGAUGUUCUAUGAGCUACAUAUUGAAAUUACUGAGAUAGUGCAUUAUUCAAAUGCUAAUGAAUUAAUAAUAUCUAUGAACUCAUAAUCAGUAUGGAUUUUUCCAUCUAUUUUC
Molecule: messenger RNA, 1977 nt
Organism: Nilaparvata lugens (brown planthopper)
Lineage: Eukaryota; Metazoa; Arthropoda; Insecta; Hemiptera; Delphacidae
Exons: 5
Coding region: 353-1021 (222 amino acids)
Source: RefSeq, a predicted model, not a curated record